Messenger RNA from Sphaerulina musiva SO2202, 3676 nucleotides. Its product is annotated as ClpP/crotonase. The transcript is spliced from 4 exons. The record is from RefSeq and is a predicted model, not a curated record. Gene Ontology annotation, biological process: biosynthetic process. Lineage: Eukaryota; Fungi; Ascomycota; Dothideomycetes; Mycosphaerellales; Mycosphaerellaceae. Bases 1178 to 3676 code for a protein of 832 amino acids.
CGAACCAUUACUCCAUCGUGCUGGGUUGGCCGAGGCUGCAUGGCAGAAUAUCAUCUCGAAUAGGUAGAGAAGCAAACAAAAUGGUGGUGGUGACCGUUGCUUACUUCGAAAACACCCUCGGUCGCUGCAGGCGCCGAGAUGCACUCUGCGUUCUGGUACUAUGGCCCAUAAGCCAUCGUAGGUGCAGAGACGCCACCACCGUGCUCACCACGUGUGAAGUCCGCCGAUUGAUAGCUAUAUACGAUUGCGGAACUGCAGCGAUCUGCACUAGAAUUGACGGGCCACCUCUGGACGCUCAAAUGCUCAUUCACUUUGCCAUUAGCAGCUCCAGAAUCGUCGGCCAUGCCGUUGCAGCAACCUUGUGGCUCUCUGGUCGCCAAUGAGUCCCUACCAAGUUCGAUAGCCUUCACGUCAAGUGACACUCUAAAUUUGAGCCACGAGAGUGUCCUGGACGGACAGAGCCCAACCAUGAUUCGACUGCACGCCUAUCAACGCCAACUUUGCCCAACAUCGUGGAGUCGAGGCGCCAGACGACGAUUGCGAGAUCGUAUCACUCAUACGCCCCCUUCACGACCGGCAAGAACUAGAGAGCCAGACCAGGUCGCAGUUGGGCGUCCGAAACAUCUCAUGCAUCUAGGCUGCGCAAAAGCAUAGUCGAUAAUGCCCAGGAGAUGCGACUUCUCACUCAGAGUGGUCCGGGUUUCGCAGAUCGCCAUCAUCGAGAUCCUAGAGCCCGCCAUCACACCAUCCUCUCCCAGGCUCGCCGGUCGAAAUUCCCUCAGCCAGCGCACCCAGUCAUGUUGAGGCUUGUAAAAGGACGUCGCUGUUGAUAGGUAGCAGCAGCUCGCCUAAAAAAAUCGUUUAUGGAUAGGAUGGCGGCCACGAGCACGGGUGCCCCUCGAAUGGAUUGAGGGUGAUGGAGUAUUACCCGACGAAGUUACCCACGUUUCUCUGCGAACUACAUGGCUUAUAUGUAUCAGCUGGCCUCCCAUGUUUCGCCGAGCAUGUCACAGCAUACCUUUAGACACCAGGACCCGGAACUAAGACAAGACCAUAAAGUCUCAACCGUAUCCCACGCUCACUACUCCUUGUAGAACUCCUCCGCCUACGACAAUACUUAGCAUAUCUCAUCCAACCCCGCGAACACUUCAAUCCUUUAACAACAAAGUUCGCUAUCAUGCGGGUGCUAUUCCUGUGCACGGCACACAACAGCUUGUCGCAGCGGCUGUACUUGGCCCUCUCGCUUUCGCAUCAUGUUACCAUCGAGCUCGCUCUGUCCGAGGAAACGAUGAUCUCUGCUGUGGCACUCAGCCAGCCCGACAUCAUCAUCUGCCCAUUCUUGACCACCCUUGUGCCAAAGUGCAUCUAUGAGAACUACCUGACGCUGAUAAUACACCCUGGGCCACCGGGGGACGCUGGGCCAUCCGCUCUCGACUGGGUACUAAUGGGCGAUGACGGCUCCAUCGAUGCCUCCAACGAAGUGCUCCGGGCGCUCGACGAAGAUGAAGUCUCCCCUGGCCGUACGCACUGGGGCAUCACCAUUCUGCAAGCCAUCGAGGAAUUCGACGCUGGUCCCGUCUGGGCCUUUGACCAAUUCAGCAUCGACAUUGAUCAACCAGGCUUGACCAAGUCUGAGCUCUAUCGUGGCCCCGUCACGCAGAGUGCCAUCAAUGCUACGCUGGCAGCCAUCAGCCGUGUCCAAGCCGCGUCUCCGUCGGGACGAAUCACCACCACCCUCAAGACAAAAGCCAACUUCCGAGCGCUUGCUGUCAGCGAUUCCAAGCCUUUUCAAGGGGGUCGGCUGCAUCAUCGACCUCUCCUCAAAGCUGCACAACGAGACUUUGAUGUCUCACGACACAGCUCCCAACAAGUCUCUCGACGUAUCCGAUGCGGAGACUCGCAGCCUGGCGCGCUCAGCAAGGUGUUUGGGAGCAGCCUGUACGUGUACGGGGGUGUUGUGGACGACAACGAAGAAGAACGAUGGCCCAUUCAGCUGUCUGGUCUCUCCCCUCGGAUCCUCGGCUUCCGCAACAAGGCCGUGUGUAUUGCCACGUGCGAUGGCAAAGGCGUCUGGAUUACACAUGUCCGACGCAUGAGAACAAAGGUCGACAAGGCCUUGUGGCCAAAAGUACCCGCUACAUUUGGUCUCCUGCAGCUGGGAAUCAUCACGCCCGAAGAUGUCCGAACCUUUGACUGGUGCCCGCCCGAUGAUUGGAAGUUGUCGUCGUUCAAGACGUUCCAAGAAGUCUGGGUCGACUACGAUGUGGACGAUGCGAUGCGUCGUACCGCCUAUGUCUAUUUCGACUUCUACAAUGGAGCCAUGGCCACCGACCAAUGCUCACACCUGAUUGAAGCCUUUGAUCACGUCUUGUCGCAGUCCACCAGCUCCAGCCCUGUGCAAGCAGUCGUCUUGAUGGGAGGAGCAUACUUCAGCAAUGGUAUUGCUCUCAAUGUCAUCGAGGCCGCCGUGGACCCAGCCAUGGAGUCUUGGCUCAACAUCAACCGCAUCGACGAUGUGGUCCAAUAUCUGCUCCAAGACUUCCCUUCGCGAAACAUUCUCACCAUUGCCGCGAUUCGCGGCAAUGCCGCAGCAGGAGGAGUCGCCCUCGCUGCCGCUUGCGACAUUGUCAUCGCCGGUCACAAGGUCGUUUUGAACCCAGCCUACCGCGCACUUGGACUCUACGGGAGUGAAUAUCACACCAUCUCCUAUCGUGGACGCUGCGGGCAGACUAAUGCCAACAAGAUCCUUCGGUCCAUGACGCCAAUCAGUCCUCUACAGGCCCAGCAGAUCGGACUGGUAGAUUAUGUCUUCCCCGGCACGGGUGCCGCUCUCGACGACUACAUCCGGACACACAUUGCCUUUCUUCUCAAGCCCGGUAUCAUCACGCAAGGAGUCUGGAAAAGAAACAUCAACCUCUCGUCUGCGACUCUGGCUCGCGCUCGCGCUCACGAACUCGGUGAAAUGAGCCUCGACUUCUGGUCCGAGCGCUCCCCUCGCUAUCACACGCGUCGCUUCGCUUUUGUCCGCAAACUCAAGCCUUCACAUACUCCUCUUCGCUUUGCAAUCCAUCGACGCGGACCCGAGGAUACUUCUUCUUCUUCUUGUCUAGACGAAGAAGAAUUGGAAGAAUUUGAGAAUUUGGACUAUCAUCGUCGAAUGGCAGAAGAGAGACUUUUUGUGAAAUUUCGUGGGAGAUUGGUGCGUGAAAUUGAAGAGGAAGAAGAAGAGAAAAAGAAAAAUCAAGAGAAAGAAAGGGAAAAAGAAAAAGAAAGAGAAAAAGUCGCUCUUCUUCAGCGGAAAGCUGCUGCUGCUGUUGCUGCUGGAGUUGCAAUUCAAGGUAUUCAAUCCCCUCCUCCCGAAAUCUCGGGUCCGCUUCUUCUUGGCGGAGAAGCAGAAGAGGGGGCAGGAGGAUAUUUCGACAAGAAGAAAAAGUCCUUGGAACCGAUGUGGUCGUGUUAUUAUCAUCAUUCGGCUGCUCCGAUGCUUCUUCCUCCUACUAUCACUACUGCUGGAUCGGAGGAGUUGCUCACGCCGCCUGUGACGCCUUUGGGCGUCGGUGGUGAUAGUGGUGGUGGUGGUGAGGGUACAACGGAGCAGUUGAGGAUUGAUCGGGCGAUUAAUGCGGCUGUGGCGAGGAGGUGUGCGGAGGAGAGGCCUUGGGCCAUGAUUUCGUGA